CUCUGCAUUUCGAGAAAGCUCGCGUCGGGACGGUCGGGACGCUUCUGCUUGUUUACUUUGGAAUUUUUCUUAAAAAUUUGUGGUAUAUUUUUAUAAUUUGUGAUUCUGGAGAGUUAAGCAAAUUCAACUUCAAACUGCCAACAAUUGGUACCGAAACUACGCUAACGAAGAAGGCAAAGGUAAGACCUUCUACCAAAUUCAAGACUGUUUAAAAGAACGCCCUUGGUAUUAUAAUGUAAAGCUGACUAACAUCGAAGUGAGACUGCUGAACCGCCUCAAGUCUGGACACGAUUAUUCACCUUACUGGAAACAUAAGAUGAAAAUCAUCGACGAAGACAAAUGCGAUUUAUGUCUCUCGCCAGAAACCAGUGAACACCUCCUCCUGCACUGCCCAAAACUCAAGACACUACGAGCAACAUUCAACUUUAACAACAAAUUUCAAAACCUCGUCGAGUUUUUUAACUCCAAAAACAUCAACUACUUCAAGGAACUUUGCAAAUUCGAAAAAGAAGCCAAAUUAAAUCUCUGAAACCAGCAAAAACGCUUAGAACCGUAGGGCAUAUAGUCAAGACACUAGCCCUCCAAUAGGAGCACCCAGCUCCGAACAGAAAGAAGAAGAAGAAGAAGAAGUGAUUCCACUGAGUGACGGACGAUAGCCUGAAAAUCAGUAAAAUCAGAGAGGCACCAAAAUGGGGAAACGAAAAGCGAAACAACCGGUGGCCGCAAACCAGCAGGACAAGAAGCUUUGUCUAGGCGAGCAAGUGAUCCCGGAACAGCAGGCAAACACAGAUUGGAAUAUUGAAUCCUAUCGAACCCAGUACGAACCAGAGGAACAUUGGGAGCUACGUCGUAGCUUCAUGGAACGGCACCAGAACUGGAUACCGGAGGAUGAGCUAGUAUGCUUGGCUCAGGUCUUUGUCAACGUGGAACUGCUACGGUGCCGAUAUCCGGUUGAGACGAUGGCGCGCCUCAAAGAGCUUUCCGAUGGCGUCGCGGAUGAAUAUCGCAAUUCGAGGCGUAACAAAUUGCAGCGAACAUUCGUAUCUGCUUCGGAUGCCGCGGCUUCCAAAGUACAACGGAAAGGUCCAGGCGAUCAGGUUACGAAGGAGGCUAAAGGGCCAAUUAAAUUUCAGGCGGCCAGCUCAAAGCGCUUUCAACCAGUGCUCCCUAUUCGUAGCUUGGACGACGUAUACAAAAACCUUGUGUUGAUGAACGAUAAUUUUGAACAAACGCAAAUUGAAUUUAACAAACUGUUCAACAAUACCGGAAACACUAAACUUGAAAUAGUCGUGGUUCAAAAUCAGGGAAAGGUCGAGGCUCAAAUCAAAUGCGGACAUUUUUUACUAGCCAAAGCUUUCGGCGAUGGUGAAAAAUCCGCAAAAAAGAACGUCAAAACCGAGUUUUUCAAAGAAAUGCAUAAUCACUGUUAUAAAAUAAAACGAAACAGAAACUCGGUUCAGAUGUCCAGCAGUAGUGUGGAGCGAAAAUCUGUCGACCAAACGGUCGAUCACCAUGGUCGAAAAAUUGUAAACGAUUUCAGUGAGAACAAGAUCGACAAAAGCAAUUUGGGAUUUAAAAUGUUGCAAAAAUUGGGUUGGAGCGGAGGAUCGUUGGGCUCCAAAAAUGAAGGAAUAAUCGAUCCCGUCAACUGCCAGAUCAGAAUCGGGCGGCAAGGAUUAGGCGGUGGCACCCCGGCCGAAAAACCUGGCCAAGGAUCUCAACAAAAAACAGGAAAAAUCGAUACUCGCAAUCAGAGCUACAAUAUCGAUAUAAAUUUUUACCGACAAAUUAUGCGAAACUUCCGAGAUAGCGGUCUCGAUUACGAUAUGGUUUUUAGCAGCGAGUUCACCAAGGAAGAACGGGCUCUUUUCCACAGCAUGGCUCUGCAGUUGCAGCUGAAGACGCGAAGCUACGGUAAAGACGAAGACAACACCAGGCAAUUUGUUCUGCUGGGUCGGAAACAUUCACCGCAUGAGCUGUUGGAGCGUAUUUUGGUCGAAAAGGAUCCAAUGUUUUGCGAAAUGUAUCAAGUAGACCCUCCGGGACCAAUAAACUCCGACUCGUGAAACCUUUCGUACAUCGUUAAUGCCGUUAAUUUUGUGAAGACCCCAAGUUGAAUCUGAAUCGUUCUACAGCACAAGAAUUGAUAGUUUGUGUUAUAAAUACAGUUUACAAUCCGUGUACGAUUGGAAA
Molecule: messenger RNA, 2193 nt
Organism: Uranotaenia lowii
Lineage: Eukaryota; Metazoa; Arthropoda; Insecta; Diptera; Culicidae
Exons: 3
Coding region: 690-2066 (458 amino acids)
Molecular function (GO): nucleic acid binding
Source: RefSeq, a predicted model, not a curated record